UAUAUAUAUAUAUAUAUAUAUAUACUGUAUAUAGUUACUUUCUUCAAAUCUACUUUAGUGCAUAAUCCAAGUGAAGUUUGUUUUUGUAUAACUGCUGCGCCCCCAACUGCUUGUCCAACCAUUUGAUUUUGUUGGUUGUUGGGUCACCAGUCUUGAUGAUUCUGAAUAGCUUGCAUACCCAUAUUUGUGUAUGAAACAUGUUGGAUUACCUUUACACUAGACACCAGUAGCAAAUGAUUAGCUAAUUUUCUUUAAAUUGUUGCACACACUAUACAUAUAUAUUGUAGCUAUUGGCUGUGUUUAAACAACUGCAUUGUCUCCAGGUCUAUUUCUGAGUACAAAUUAUUUACUGCCAUUAAACAAACAACUUGGCGUGAUGGUACUGAAGGACUGCUUUCUUCCUCAUGGACCGCCUGAAUGGUGAAAUUCUCAUUGGAGUUUCUUUGCCCACAGAGCUGGCCCUGCCAUUAGGCAAAGUGACAUUAAGCUGCCUCAGGCAUCUGAUUUUGGCUGUCACGAAAGGGCAGCAAACUUCUUUUUUAAGAGGGGGAGAGAUGCUUGCCAAAAUAAGUGGCUGUGGGUACUUUGCACCUUUGAGCAUGCCAUGUCCUGAGUUCUGUCUCAGACAGCAAAAUAUUUGGGACUGGCUUUGUUCUCUGAGUCCCCAGCCUUUGAAGGUGAGGUGGAUGGUCUGGCCUUUGCUGUGGAAAGGCCUUUUCUAUGGUGGUGACUCAAUUAUGGAACAGUAUCCCCAGGGAUGCAGGUGACGCUGUGGGUUAACCACAGAACCUAGGGCUUGCUGAUCAGAAGGCCGGUGGUUCGAAUCCCUGCGACCGGGUGAGCUCCUGUUGCUCGGUCCCAGCUCCUGCCAACCUAGCAGUCCAAAAACACGUCAAAGUGCAAGUAGAUAAAUAGGUACUGCUCCAAGCGAGAAGGUAAACAGUGUUUCUGUGCACUGCUCUGGUUCGCCAGAAGCGGCUUUGUCAUGCUGGCCACAUGACCUGGAAGCUGUACGCCGGCUCCCUCGGCCAAUAACGUGAGAUGAGAGCCGCAACCCCAGAGUCGGUUACGACUGGACCUAAUGGUCAGGGGUCCCUUUACCUCUAUCCCCAGGGCAGCUUCUUUGUGCUUUUUUUGUUUUAGCAUUGAGUGAAGACAGUUUUAUUUGCUCAGGCCUUUUACAUUUGGUGGUUGUGAUAAGGUACAACUGGUUGUUGUUCAUAUUGUAUUGAAUUUUUUUGGUCAGCAGUUUAACUACGUAGCAUGAAUUAAUCUGAAAUCCUUUUGACAGAACAGCAGGAGAGGCAAUUUUUGGAAUAAGUGAAUAAAAGUAUCAGUCAUUCCUGCCGCUAUCACUUCUUUGGCUGGCUUGUCCCAUAGACCAUAAUGCCACUGAAGACAACAGCAACUUGUCACGAGAAGCCCUGUAUCAGUCCCCCUCCCCAAUACUGCCACCUUGUUUAUUCAGUACAUAGGCCUUUCUCAGGACUGUACACAUCAUACGUUUAAAACCACUGGGAGCUGUAGCUUAUCUUUCACAGUGCUACAGUGCCCAGCACCCUUAACAACCUUUAAUUCCAAGGGUUCUUUGGGAAAGUCAUGUGCUUUAAAUGUGUGGUGCUUACACAACCACUUUCUCCUUCAACCAUCAUUCUCUGCUUUUCAGUUAAUUGUCUUCCAUCUCUCAGCAACCACAGCCUGACUUUAAACCUCCUUCUUAGCCCUCUGCUUUGACAUUGCCCAGUACUUCUGUCCUUCCUUCCUAUCUUAUCCCUCAAAGCUGCAUAAGCUAUGGAUGGGCAACUGGUCCAGAUGUCACUGGACUCUAAUGCCUAUCAGCCCCAGGUGGUAUAAUCAGGGAUGAAGAGAGUUGUCAUCUAACAACAUCUGGGGGGGGGGCGCACAGGCAGCUUGCACUGGCAUUAACUUUUCCUGCAGUGAGCCUUGUGCAAAGGUUUCAAUGCUGCGAGCCAGAUAAUUUUCUAGUACUUUUAUUUUCCAUGGGAAAUUUUCCAUUUCUUAAAUUCAUUAGUAAUGAUGUCAACAUCUAAUACCAUAUUGGGCAAGCUUGGAAGCUUUUAACUUUGUUAACUAACUAGAACUACAAUAAAUAUGCUAAAUUAGAUAACUAACUUGAUUCUUUUCUGAUGCAUUGGGGGGGGGGAUCCAAUUUUUCAAAAAAGAAGCCCACAUCACUGGAAGGUUUUUCUAUUUUCCUAUCUUCUCCCUAGUAUUCUUAUCCUGUAUAAGCUAUGUAUUUCCUCAGCUAAACCUAACAUCCUAGAAAAUGCCCCCCUCCACACAAUCCCAACCUCUCUGGGGCACAGAUGGUAGGAGGGAAAUACUGUAGGACAGGCAAAACAAGAACAACCAAAAAAACCUGUGUACCAUUUGUUGAAGUCAAUUAUAUCCAAUUCAGCAUUGUUUUCAAAGGUAUAUAAGGUACUGGCAACAUACAGGGAUUUAUGUGUAACUUGUGUCCAAUGUGGGCCAGUGCAUACUGUGGUUCAUGUGAUGGGUUUCUCAACAUUUGGAGGAAAUGCCUCCAUCGCGCAUGUGAUGGACUUAUUGAAACUGAUACUAUCAAAAGAGGGAUACAGUGUUUGUGUGGAAACAGCAAUACCAGGGUAUAGGCAUCCUGCCUAUGGUGGCUCUGUCUGUACUAAGGAUCAAAGGCUUCACCUCUUUCAUUCCAGCUUUCUCUCUACUUGUGCUCACUUUCUCACUGUUUUCCACAAUAGGGGAGCAUAGGACACUAUCCAUAUCUAGCAUGCCUACUUGAUUCUUUAGGAUGCUAGUCUGCCUGCUAUGCUCAAAGGGAAGUUGAUGUCCCUGCUGUCAUUAGAUGGGGAAAGGGAUUUAGUACAAGAACAUGAAUUUCUUUUCUUUUUUCUGCUGUGGACAGUGCUGAGGUAAUCCAAUGGUGUGUCAUCUAGGGCAGAACUUUGGGUGAUUUGCAAUAGAAUGGAAGGAUUUCUGCCCCCUAAUUGCUAAACAAGAGCAAUACACCGAAAUGAUCCUUCUCCAAAUUAGACUGCUGAAGUGAAAAAAAGAAGAAGCUUUGAGUAACCAGGAAUGGAUUUUUAUGUGAAAGGACUGUGAGUUCAGCUUAUUUCUGGUACUCAAAGCAAAUCCUUGUGCUCAGUAGCUGCUCAGAGGGAGGCUCCAUGUUCUUGGUUAUUCCUUUGGAGCAGGCUAUUGCUUUCUUGCCCUAUGUACACACAGAGGAGGAUCACUUUGUCUAAUCCAUGUAAAAUUUCAUUUAUAGUAAAGGGAGAAAAGUACUAUCAUUUUACAGUUUUUUGUGUUAUAUAUUGUGGUUAGGCUGAGUUGUAUCCUGUGUGUUCUCGUCCAUUAGUGUGUCCUCUCAUUCACUAGUUAGUUUCACUUUGUAAGCUUAAGAUUUCAUACUCAAGGUCUCUUAACAGUUUGGGCAUAGUUAAUCUGUGUGGGGUAGCCAACAUAAUGCCGUACAGAUGAUAUUGGACUAUAGCUCUCAUUGGCUCUAGCCAGCUGGCCAAUGGCCAAGGAUGAUAAGAGAUGUAGUCCAAGAGAUGUAUACGGAUUGAUUACUCCUGAUCUGGAAUAAUAGAAUCAUAGAGUUGGAAGAGACCACAAGGGCCAUCCAGUCCAACCCCCUGCCAAGCAGGAAAAUCUAUACUGAGCAAUCCUCUCUGGGUUAAGAAUGUAACUAAUAAGAAGUUACUUGCCUAUGCUUUGGAAGAAUCCUAAAAACACUCACACACUAGUAUUCCUCCAGAAACUGACCAGUCUAUCUUCUGCCCAUCUCCACAAGAAAACAAAUCUUUAUAUCUGUAUGUCUCCUCACCCCGUUAGUAUAUGAUGUUAUAACUACUGAAGUUGUUUCCCUAAAAAUCCACAUCCCUUGCCCAUUUAAUAGCAGUAAAUAAACUACCAGUUCUGUGGUUUUCAGCCAUGAACAUAAUAAAUGACACUAUAGUUCUCCUUCUUUCAAGUUCUAGCAUUGUGAUACUUCAGUAUUAUAUUCCAUCACCGCCACCCUUUGCGAAUGCAAUCAAAUUUUUUGAAUGGGCUAUAAUUCUUCCACUUUGGGCAAGGCCAUCCUUACAUCUGACAAUAAAUGUUUAAUGUGUUGUAUUUCUGCCCCCCCCCCAAGAUACAUGUAUUGUAAAGCUUGUCAAUUUAUUUCUGGAUCAGUCCAGUUUGUGUUGUUUACAAGACUUGCUUUCCAUGGAAGUGGCUUCCAAUGUUACAAAGUCCCUUUGGCAAAGAAUAAAAUUAAGCUGAUACACAUUGUGCAUAUCAGCCUCAAGUAGCAUGCUUUAAAAAAGGAAGUAAAUGUAAAAUGGCAAGAAAAACUUUCAACAAAGCACAUUUUACAUUUGGCAAAUGCAGUAAUUAAAAUUAGUCAUAGAAACCUACAGAUAGUAGAGCUUAGCAUCAUAGUUAAUGAUUUAUUUUAUGUUAAUGACUUUCUGCUAGGGCAUAAAAGACUGCUCAUAAUGGACUCUCAAUGCUCUAUUCAGUUGCCAAGGAUAAUGGGAUAAUCUUCCCCAAAAUUAAGCUUUUUUGAAGUAUAUUAUGCUGUUAUUUUUCAAGUUAACUCUUCAAAAUUUAUUGCAGCACUAAUCUUUCAAGACCUACUUGUAUCCUUAAUGGAAAUGUGUUUUAGAAACAUCAGGUUCCUUGCUCGUUAACCAGUUUGACGGUGAGAACAUGUAUAUGAGUAUGUCAGAGCCGACCCAGGAGUACGUGCCAGCCAGCCAGUCUUUUCCUGGCCCGAGUCUAGAAAGUGAAGAUUUUAACAUACCUCCCAUCACUCCACCUUCAUUACCUGACCAUUCACUGGUACAUUUGAAUGACACAGAAUCUGGUUAUCCUUCACUGUGUCACCCUAUCAACCAUAAUGGCCUGCUUCCAUUCCAUCCACAAAACAUGGACCUACCUGAAAUCACAGUCUCCAAUAUGCUUGGCCAAGAUGGAACACUCCUUUCAAACUCACUGUCGGUGCUGCGAAACUGGACUAACAUGGCAGCUGAAGAAUUUGCUAUGCAAGAAUUACGGAAUACAGAAGGAGCUCAGUAUAGUUCCCACCCCCAGAUAGCAGCCAUGAGACCAAGGCUUCAACCUGGAGAUAUGAGGCAGCCUGGAAUGCUGCAACAUGGUCAGCUGACAACCAUUAACCAGUCACAACUAAGUGCUCAGCUUGGUUUGAACAUGGGUGGAAACAAUGUUCCACAUAACUCCCCAUCUCCUCCUGGAAGCAAGUCUGCAACUCCUUCACCAUCCAGUUCAGUUCAUGAAGAUGAAGGAGAUGAUACUUCAAAGAUCAAUGGGGCAGAAAAAAGACCUGCCUCCGAUAUGGGAAAGAAGCCCAAAACUCCCAAAAAGAAGAAGAAGAAGGACCCUAAUGAGCCACAGAAACCUGUUUCUGCCUAUGCAUUAUUUUUCCGAGAUACUCAAGCUGCCAUCAAAGGCCAAAACCCAAAUGCUACCUUUGGCGAAGUUUCUAAAAUUGUCGCUUCCAUGUGGGAUGGCUUGGGAGAAGAACAAAAACAGGUGUAUAAAAAGAAAACUGAAGCUGCUAAGAAGGAAUAUCUGAAGCAGUUAGCUGCAUACAGAGCAAGCCUUGUAUCCAAGAGCUACAAUGAACCUGUGGAUGUUAAGGUAUCCCAGCAACCUCAGAUGAUGAACACAAAGCAGUCAGUAUUCCAUGGAUCUACACAGCCUCAUUCGGCAUUGUAUCUAAAUUCCCAUUACCACCAACAAGGAGGAAUGAAUCAUCACAUAACAGCCAUACAUCCCAAUAUUCCUAGGAAUAUAGCACCUAAGCCUAACAGCCAAAUGCCAGUGACUGUUUCCAUAGCCAAUAUGGCUGUGUCUCCACCUCCAUCCCUUCAGAUGAGUCCUCCUCUUCACCCGCACCUCAGUAUACAACAACACCAGCCACUUACAAUGCAGCAGUCCAUUGGGAACCAGCUACCAAUGCAGGUCCAGUCUGCUUUACAUUCACCUACAAUGCAACAAGGUUUUACUCUCCAGCCUGAUUACCAGAAUAUUAUCAACCCAACAUCUACAGCUGCACAAGUUGUUACCCAAGCGAUGGAGUAUGUUCGUUCAGGGUGCAGAAAUCCCCCAGCACAGAGUGUGGACUGGAAUAAUGAUUACUGCAGUAAUGGGGCCAUGCAGAGGGACAAAGCUUUGUACCUUACCUGAACAGUUUGGGAAAGCGCCUCUUCUUUCCACUGAGGAAUGCAGGGAAGUCUUUUCAUCCCAGAUUGCUAUAUGCAGUCAAGGCAGUUCUGCAUUUAUUUAGAAAAUAUAAGUUGCUAAGCACUUAGGACUAUUUAAGCUGGUGGGUCAUUCACUCUGGGGGAAAAUAGUCUUGCUCCUUCCUCCACCCCCUUGUUUCUUUUUCUUUCUCCUUCAGCAUCCUUUAAAUGGACGUUGCUUUUCUUCUUUCAUUUAGGAAGGAGGCUUGGACCAUUCAGAUUUUAUGUUGGUUUUUAUUUUUGCUGUGAAGUGCUGCGCUAGUAACUGCCUUAGCAACUGUAGAUGUCUUGGAUAAAAGUCCUGGAUUUUCCAUUGGUUUUCAUAAUGGGUGUUUAUAUGAAACUACUAAAGACUUUUUAAAUGGCUUGAUGUAGCAGUCAUAGCAAGUUUGUAAAUAGCAUCUAUGUUACACUCUCCUAGAGUAUAAAAUGUGAAUGUUUUUGUAGCUAAUUGUAAUUUGAAACUGGCUCAUUCCAGUUUAUUGAUUUCACAAAGGGGGUUAAAUUGGCAAACAUUCAUAUUUUUACUUCAUUUUUAAGCAACUGACUAAUAGUUCUAUAUUUUCAAACUCUUUGAAAGAAAAAAGGGAAAUUAUUCCCAAAUGAAUUUAAUUAAACAGAAAUUGGCUUUCUGUCAUUAGUUAUACAAAAAAAAGUUUAGUGUUGGGAAAAGAGCAAACACAUUUAUUUUGUACUGCCUAAAACUGCUUUUUUAUCACUUUAUGUGUAAUGGUUAGUAAACGUCAUUUACGUCCUCUUAUGUAUAAAACGGCCAAAUGCUUUCUUGAUAUUUUAUUAGAUGCUGAAACAGAUUGGAAACAUCUAAAUUAUAACCUUUACAUACGGCUAUGUAUUAUUGUUUCUUCAUACUGUGUCUGUAUUUAAUCUUUUUUAUGGAAGCUGUUGCGCCUAUUUAUGAAAUAAUAAAUAUAGGUGUUUGUAAGUAAAUUUGUUAGCAUCUUAAAGAAGAUUUUUUUAAACUACUUUUGUUGGCAUCAAUGUAUUUGCUGCUGGUGUGAAUACUUUUAGUUUAGUUUUUACAGUGAUAUGAAUAAAGCCAAACCAGCUUUUCAUGGCAGAAAAUGAAGGUAAUCAACAUUUAUUCUAUACUUCCUAAGUUGAUCUGUGACCAAAAUUUAAAUAAGUAGAGGGAGGGGGAGCUAAAUCCUUAACAAACUUCCCUGUAUCUCUAGUCACAAGUUACCUAGAUCACAUUAGUGAAGACUAGAUAAGGUGAUAUAGAGUACGUCAAAAGUCUGAUGUGCACAGGGACUUCCCCAUUCUCUUCUAUGAAGGGAAGCUUUCUGCACAUAGGUAGGAAUGGUGUUACAUGCACAGCUCAUUCCUGUGCCUACAGACGACAGCAAAGAAGCCCCUACAUGAAUGCAGCUCCAUAUAAUGUAUUGGGGCAACUGGAGCAGUGCCACUGUUUUAAAUGGAUGCCUUUGGCAUUCAGAGAACAUUUGCCCCAAAAAACAAAGGUGAAUUAUAAUGGAAAAAAGAAACCAAAAUGUAAAGUUACCAAAAAUACUUCAGUUAUGAAGGCAAAAAGGGCUAUGUCAUAAUUUUUAUGAGUAGGAAGUAGCAAGAACAGGGCUAAAUUCUUCAGUAACCACUGAAUGGCCCAAGAGUAGAAUAGUGAUUAAGAGAGGCCAAAACUGAGUAUUUUUACCACUUAGAUUAAGGGAAGUCCAACAUGGUACCCUCCAGAUAAUAUUGGACCACAGUUCCCAUAAAUCCUGACUAUUAGUCACAUUGGGGAGGAUGAAAGUUGUAGUCCAACACUAUCUGGAGGAACCACGUUGGCUACCCCUUGGUUUAGAACAUGAAUAGUUAUGAAUAACCCAUUCUGAGAUGAAUCCAUCCAUGGUCCUCCAAAUGGAAAUGGGCCUACUUAGGAAGGGAUGAAUAAUGAAUAAGGGAUGUUGUAGGUGUGUCAAACACUGCCAGUUCCAUAGCUGCCAAGUUUUCACUUUUCUCGCGAGGAAGCCUAUUCAGCAUAAGGGAAAAUCCCUGUAAAAAAGGGAUAACUUGGCAGCUAUGGCCAGUUCUCCCAUCUGUAUAUUGACUAUGCCAGAGACAGAGUUAACCAAUCAGCCUCCAAUUGACAUUGAAGGUAGCACUCUUAAUUUUUUGGAUCCUAUCUUUGUUUCCUUAAGAGUUCUCCUUCUCCCCAUCCAAACAGAGGAUCAAAUUAUGUUUUGAGCAAGCUGGUGCAAUUCCUGUUUCCUUUUGUCCACUUACUCUUGGCUACAAGCUCUGCCAGGCAAUUCAUAUCUCCUGUUUGGGAAAAUCUAGUAUUCUCAUCUUAAGGGAUGCUCAGGGUGGCAAACUUGUACUGGUUAAAUUGCGAUUCAUCUGGCUUCUAUUUCAUAUAUGAAAUAGAGAUAUUGUGUUAAUCCAAUCCAAAAGAAAAAGAUGUAAAAUGCCUGAAAAGGACAUUAUGUUUGCUUUGAAAUGAAAUUAGGCAAUGUACAAACUUGAAUCACUUGAGCAUGUAAUAACUAAUAAAUAAUGCAGAUCAGAUGUGAUUAUUCAAAUGGCUAUAGCUGAGUUCUAAUUUUCUUGUCUUGAAUCCAUAUAGGAAGUCACAAUUACAUUCAUGGUUUUAUUGUCUUUAUGUUGAGUGUUUUAGAAAUAAACCAGCACUAACAAUUAGAUAAUAUUUCCUAUUAAAUUCUGUUAUAGUAAAAUUUCAUUUCCCACUCAGAAUAAUUCUACAAAGAGAGAAGCAGUUGGCAGUUACGGGAAUCAGCUUUACCAGGAUUUGAUGGGAGAGUGCUGUGUUAUCAAUAUCUUUGCUAGAGAGGCUGUGCUGUCACAGAAUACCAUUUAUUAAUUUCAGUAGCCAACCAAGGUUCAAACUAGAAGCAAAUAUUAAUGUCAAUAAAACGUAUGUCAUAAUUAAAGAACUUCUGUGUGGUGGUGUUGCUGUUCAAGUAUACACUGGAGGUUAAAACCUCACCCCUUUGCACUGCUUGGAGGUAUUUUAGUCAUGUUUCCACAGAGCAAAUGCACAUUACAUAACUGCAUGAGUGGUUGUUCCCUAACACACAUUCUGUGGAAACUUGGCCUGAUUAGUGCAAUGUGCUAUUUCACGUUAUUACUGUACCGGCAAAUGUUCAGCCUAGAGAUCAAAAUUGCAGUCUUGAAAAUGAGAGUAGCUACAGUAUUUACUUGCCUAGAGCAAUUAGCUGCCCUUAUAAUAGGAUCCUGAAAACUCACUUAAAUGUCCGACUUAGUGCAUAUUUGCACAGCAACCACUUUUAAAUAUGAUUUAUAUACAGUGCAAUCUUAUAUUUAUCUACCCAUAACUGAGUUUAUGUACCUGGAAGCAAAGUAUAAGUUUAUGUAGCCAGAGGUGAGUAUAAGAUUGCAGCCAUACCCAUGUUAUCAAGCUCAGGAUAUCCUUUCUGGAAAGCACCAUACAUUUAAAGCAUUUUGCAUGUUAAAUAUAGCAUCACUGGUAAAAUAUUUUGAAUGAUAGGUGGAAGACUAAAACAUAUAUUUCAAACUGCAAAAUGCAACUCUGAGAAUAGUUUAGUUAUAUGAAAGAUGUCCACAAAUUAUACAAGAGGCUAGCAACCUUUCCAGAUUUCCCGUUUGAAGUCAUUUUCAUUUUUAAGGCCUCCAAUCCCAGCCUGCAUCAUUCCCUACCUUUCUUGCAUGUCUGUUUUAACCAUAUAGAAAAGGUUAAAGAUUAUGGAGCAAGUAUUAAGUCACAUGUUGUUAGUGACGUAGGAAGGGGGUGCAGGCCGCCCUGGGUGUCUUUACUGAGGGGGGCUGACAAAAUGGCAGCUCCUGUGCUGCUUCCUGAUGAGAGGUGGGGAGCCGCACUGCUUUGCCAGAGGCCUUUCCCCUUCAUUUGGACAGCUCGAGGGAGGCUUGGGAGGUUUUCCCCCACCCCAGGAAGCAGCCUGGGAGUGUGGGGCAAUGGGGCGCCACCUGCCUGCAACUCCCAAGCUUCCCCCGAGCUGUCAAAACAUCAGGAAGAGCUUUCUGGCAGGCAGAGCUGUUUGACAGUGGAAAGAACUCCCUUGGGAGGAGGUCACCUCUCCUUCCUUGGAGGUCUUAGAGGCUGGAUGACCCUCAGGGGUCCCUUCCAACUCUACAAUUCUGUGGUGCAGGUUUGUGCAGAUUUUUAGGUACAAGUUGGAUGCAAGGGGUGCAUAGGAUUGCAGCCAAUAUUAUGCAUCGGUGGCUCGGGAAUAAGUCCCACUGAUCACGAUGAGACUCGCAGGCAAGUAGAUUGCUGCUGUGCAGUCCUACUUUUUAAAUAAAUGUUUUCCUUUUCAGAUAAUACAGAGCAUGGUGUAAUCACAAUAAAUAAAACCUCCCCUUCAGUAGCUUCAAGCACUACUACAGGUUCCACAUAAUAUCUGUACUGCUUUGUUUAGUGUAGCAGCACCUGCACUUUGGAACUCCCCGCCUAUUGCAAGAAAGCAUGUGCCUUUGCUGUACUCUUUUCAGGCACCUGCUAAAAGCAUUCUUGUUUAGGCAAGCAUACCCAGCUGCUUAGGAAGUUGAAGUAAUGUGGGAGGCAGUGGAAGACAGGAGUGCCUGGCGUGCUCUGGUCCAUGGGGUCACGAAGAGUCGGACACGACUAAACAAUAACAAAUGUUUUAAAGUAGGGUUGUUAAUUUUUCUUGAUUUUACUGCUGUGGUGUUUUUUGUUUUGGUAAACCACUUUGCAGGUUGUUUUCUAAAAUAAUUUUUUAAACAUAAAAUAAACAAAAAAUAUAAAUAAAAUAACACAAGCCAAAACACAAUCCAUCCUAUAGAUUUAAGUAUCUGUCCACAGUCGCCUACUUGUUAUCAGAGGCGCAGAAUCCACAUUCCUUUGUAAGAGAAUAUGAAAUUAAGUCAAACCAUUUUUGCAGGCAAAAAAAAAAACAAUGUGGAGGGGGGGCAGACAAGAAAUUUUCCGUACCGGGUACCAGCUGACCUUGCUACGCCACUGCAUGUUGGGUCUCUUUCUUUGACAUGCAUUAUAGGUGUAGCAUUGGGUACUGAAUUUGCAUGGCCUUUCCAGAUUAAUGACACUAGAACAGAACAUUUGUAAGGAAAGAUGAAAAUGUUUGUCAUCAACAGUGACAACUUGGGACUUUGGUUUUUUUCAUGCAGUAUCCUGCUAGGUGUGAAGCAGCGCAUGUGGUUGAUUUCACCAAAGGCAAACAUGGGCAGGAAUGCAUAGGAACCAGGAAAACAUUUAUCCAGUGCUGGCAAAGGAUUUCAUCAAGGUUCAUCACUUAUCUUAGAGCACUGGUAUAAUGUUACAGGACUUCUGGCAAAGAAACACACGUAAUCCUCUUAUCACUACACAUGGCACAGUGUAUCCUCCUUGGCAGGGUUAUUUUUCUAUUUUCAGGCAUGCUAAAUCAUAAGUGAAAUGUAGUCCUUUUAUACAAGUAGAAAAAUUCCAAACUUUACUGUUGGCAUUUUGGAAUUCUGUCAAGGUUGUUGCUAAAUGAAAAGAAACCCACCACUUUUUAGAUAAAGGUAAAGGUAAACGGCCUCGGUCCGGUAUACCUGAAGGAGCGUCUCCACCCCCAUCGUUCUGCCUGGACACUGAGGUCCAGCUCCGAGGGCCUUCUGGCGGUUCCCUCAUUACGAGAAGCCAAGUUACAGGGAACCAGGCAGAGGGCCUUCUCGGUAGUGG
This is a messenger RNA of Zootoca vivipara (common lizard), 11913 nucleotides long. RefSeq names its product thymocyte selection associated high mobility group box (gene TOX). NCBI's taxonomy places the organism in Eukaryota, Metazoa, Chordata, Lepidosauria, Squamata, Lacertidae. Gene Ontology annotation, cellular component: nucleus. The record is from RefSeq and is a predicted model, not a curated record. Gene Ontology annotation, molecular function: chromatin DNA binding. Gene Ontology annotation, biological process: regulation of transcription by RNA polymerase II; leukocyte differentiation.